Uloborus diversus is the source of this 1151-nucleotide messenger RNA. RefSeq lists its product as uncharacterized. The coding region runs from base 276 to 1151 and encodes 291 amino acids. NCBI's taxonomy places the organism in Eukaryota, Metazoa, Arthropoda, Arachnida, Araneae, Uloboridae. The transcript is spliced from 9 exons. The record is from RefSeq and is a predicted model, not a curated record.
GCUAGCUAAUGUUUAUGUUCUGUUGUGACUCAUCUUUCUCUCUUGGUAGAAAGAAAUCGAGUUGCCUCCGAAAGGACUGAUGUCAAAAUUAAUUCCAAUCGUAAGAGACACGAGUUGCAUGAAUGACAGUGACUGAGGAUCAGGGUUGGCUUUUUGCCAUCAAAGCCCGGUUUUUGCCCUGCCAGAAGCAGAAACUGGUUAUAACCCGUAAGAAACUGGCAAAUACUAAAAGUUGAGUUUUGCCUGAAAGGAGCUGGAUUUGGUCAAGUGUCAGAAUGGUUAAUUGUACUCAGCCAACUAAUGAAGUUUCUGCAUUGCUUGUUCUUCCCAGUUUCUGGACAAAAAUGACUAACUUUAAUGUAACAUGUACAAAUGGAUGCUCUGGUCACGGUGACUGUUAUGAUGGUGUGUGUUUUUGUGAGGUUCAAUACAGUGGAGGAAGCUGCCGUGAUCCAAAUUUGAAUUACUAUAUUGCUUUUUCCAGUAUAUUCUACAUUAUUUGUGCUGUAUCUGUUAUCCAAUUAAUACUCUGCAUUAAGUCUGAAUUCAGUAGGACUAAACCACGUUCAAUCAUCAAAGCAUGUAAUGUAACUACUCAGAAGACUCUAUACAUUUUGACAUGUAUGGCGACAGCCCUUCGGGGAUAUUAUUUUUCAUCACCUGAUCAUGAAGCAAUGUUAUGGGCUUCAAGCUUAAUGAGUGCAUACUAUCCUGUGUUACUUUCUGGUUUUUCACUUAUUGUGUGCUUUUGGGCAGAGGUUUUCCACCUUCGGGAUCUGACAUUUGAGAAACCUGGAUUUCUGAGUAAAUCUCUGCUAGGCUUUGUCCUUUUCAAUAUUAUUACAUACUCUCUAUUAUUGGCCGAAUUGUUACUCCUACAGUUUUCAAAUAUAGAACCAAGCCUAUUUAUUAAUAUCUUUCAUGGAUGUUAUGCUGUCUUGAUGCUGGUUGUAGUCGUCUUUUUCUUAAUUUAUGGUGUGGAAGUUUAUUUCAAGGUUCGAGGAGAGUUUAUUCAAGGUUCAUCUUCUGCAACUGAUUCAUCACAACUUCAUCAAUCCCGAAUCGGACUAGUGUCUCAAGCAGUAUUGCUUCUUUUUACUAUUGUAUUCAUAUUUUCAGAUAGUCUUGGACACUUCUGGAAGGAUAAGUAA